Molecule: messenger RNA, 726 nt
Organism: Guyanagaster necrorhizus
Lineage: Eukaryota; Fungi; Basidiomycota; Agaricomycetes; Agaricales; Physalacriaceae
Product: concanavalin A-like lectin/glucanase
Exons: 5
Coding region: 1-726 (241 amino acids)
Biological process (GO): polysaccharide catabolic process
Molecular function (GO): cellulase activity
Source: RefSeq, a predicted model, not a curated record
AUGAUCUCUCUGUCGACUAUCUCUACUGUGCUCUGCUUUAUCGGCCUCAUUUUCGCUGCUCCGUAUGAGCUGCAAAAGCGACUUGAUACCUCGAUACAUUGUGGCCAAUACGACAGUGUUAAUGCCGGCAUGUACACUCUAUACCUCAACCAGUGGGGCGAGAAUGCCGCUACGUCCGGCCAGUCAUGCGCUGCAGUUACCUCCACGAGCGGUGACAACGUUUCAUGGACUACGAGCUGGACUUGGAGCGGUAGUGGUGGCGAUGGCGUGAAGAGUUACACGAACAUUGAUGCUAAUAACGGUCUCAACAGUUCGUGGAUCUGGAGUCAAACUAUUAGUGGAACCAUCAUAGCCAACGUUGCUUACGAUCUAUUCACUUCCUCCUCGGCUGGCGGCUCAAAUGAAUACGAGAUCAUGAUUUGGCUUGACAAUAUUAACGCCAAACCUAUCUCAUACAAUUAUGAUGUCAGCGGUGCCGCUAUAGCCAUCGUCAAAGAUUUGUUUAUUGCUGGGUAUAAAUGGGAUUUGUAUUAUGGCAGCAACGGUUCUAACUUUGUCUACUCCUUCUUGACUUCGGACCAGAGUGCCGUUAAGGGCUUCAAUGGCGACCUGAUGGACUUCUUUAAUUACCUUACUUCCAAGCAGGGACUGAGCGCUUCUCAAUACCUCAUCACGGCUCAGGGUGGCACCGAGGCGACGCAAGGGUCCGCUACCCUCAAAUCGUGA